UUUUGUUUGACGUUUGAGAUAUAGUUUGACAGAUAUUUAAUUUUUAUCAAUAUUGGCAAGAUUUGAAGAUUGAUCACUUUGUGGAUUUCUACUGAGAAUAAUUUUCAUAAAGUAGCUUGAAAUAACGUUAAAGGUAUGGUAAACUUGGCCGAUACGCUUAUGAUAAAUACGGUGACGGACGGAGCAAUGAAUUUAUUGCGACAUAUUGGCAUCUUUAAAGCGCAACAGCCUACUCCUCAACCAACUCAAAUUAUGGUAAGAAUGCCGCUGUGGCAACUAGCACAAGAGGCGGGGCCCUUUGUGCGCCUGGCCGGGGUGAGUGGUGCUGCCGCUGUAGUGUUGGGUGCAAUGGGAGCACAUCGCACGUUCCCGGAACCCGAAACUAAGGAAGAUUUAAGGAAAAUAUUUGACACAGCCAACCGCUUCCAUUUCUUACACACACUAGCACUAGUUACAGUGCCUCUUUGCAAAAGACCCAUGAUUGCUGGAGCUUUCUUUAUAACUGGAAUGGCACUGUUUUGUGGGACCUGCUACUACCAUGCAUUUACUGGCGACCGUUGCUUCCGGAGGCUUACCCCCAUUGGUGGCUCCUGCCUUAUACUCGGAUGGGUUGCAAUGGUGCUGUAAACCUUUGUGACUAUUUAUAGAUGCUCAUUUUUGUUCAUAGAUGGUCAAGUGUACAUUCUAGCUUAGGAUUAUAUUUUAGAUUUUAUUGCACAGUUCUAUGACUU
Messenger RNA from Spodoptera exigua (beet armyworm), 731 nucleotides. The record is from the annotation of a GenBank genome assembly. Lineage: Eukaryota; Metazoa; Arthropoda; Insecta; Lepidoptera; Noctuidae.